AUGUCUCGGGCAGCGGCUAUCGCCAGCUCCCUCAUCCGGCAGAAACGGCAGGCGAGGGAGCGGGAGAAGGCGAACGCUUGCCGCGGCACCGGCAGCCCGAGCAACAGCAAAGGCACAAACGAGAAACCGAGCAAACUGAACGUAUUCUCGCGUGUCAAAUUGUUUGGAUCGAGGAAGAAACGGAAGAGAAGGCGACCACCAGAGCCCCAGUUAAAGGGCAUUGUCACCAGGCUCUCCAGUCGCCAGGGCUUCCAGCUGCAGAUGCAGCCUGAUGGCACCAUUGAUGGAACCAAGGAUGAAGACAGCACCUAUGCUGUGUUCAACCUCAUCCCAGUGGGGCUUCGUGUGGUGGCCAUCCAGGGUGUCCAAACCAAACUCUACCUGGCCAUGAACAACGAGGGCUUUCUCUACACCUCGGAACAUUUCACCCCGGAGUGUAAGUUCAAGGAGUCGGUAUUUGAGAACUACUACGUCACCUACUCCUCCAUGCUGUACCGGCAGCAGGCAUCAGGCCGGGCCUGGUACCUGGGACUCAAUAAGGAGGGCGGGGUCAUGAAGGGGAACCACGUCAAAAAGAACAAGGCUGCUGCCCACUUCAUCCCUAAACCCCUAAAAGUGGCCAUGUACAGGGAGCCCUCCCUCCAUGACCUGACGGAGUUCUCGCGGUCAGGCAGCGGGACGCCAACCAAGAGUCGCAGCGCUUCGGCUCUACUGAACGGCGGAGGGAAGACCCCGAGCAACAACGACUCCUCCUAGCCCCCCUCACCCAAACCCCUUAUACAC
Myripristis murdjan (pinecone soldierfish) is the source of this 783-nucleotide messenger RNA. RefSeq names its product fibroblast growth factor 13b (gene fgf13b). Gene Ontology annotation, molecular function: growth factor activity. The record is from RefSeq and is a predicted model, not a curated record. The coding region runs from base 1 to 756 and encodes 251 amino acids. The transcript has 5 exons. NCBI's taxonomy places the organism in Eukaryota, Metazoa, Chordata, Actinopteri, Holocentriformes, Holocentridae.